Amaranthus tricolor (Joseph's coat) is the source of this 4115-nucleotide messenger RNA. RefSeq names its product probable galacturonosyltransferase 9. The record is from RefSeq and is a predicted model, not a curated record. Gene Ontology annotation, molecular function: polygalacturonate 4-alpha-galacturonosyltransferase activity. Bases 149 to 1822 code for a protein of 557 amino acids. The transcript is spliced from 3 exons. Lineage: Eukaryota; Viridiplantae; Streptophyta; Magnoliopsida; Caryophyllales; Amaranthaceae.
CCUGAGUAAAAACACCGACCCAAUCCUUCUUCACACUAUCACUUCCACUUGAUCAAGAACACAUCUUUCCAGAUCAAUUUUUCAAAACCCAUCACCCAGAUUUUGUAUUCGGAUCAUCCAUCAAUUGGGUAAAGAUAGAUUAUCAACAAUGGCGGUAGCAGGAAGAGGAGGGAGGGGAGGCGGUUCUGGGUCGGUUAUUCGAACCAUAAUGUCAUAUCCGAUCUUUGUUUCCCUCAUUCUUUGUUUUCUCUUCCUUGCUGCUCUUAAACUUCUUAUUAUUUCGCCUUAUUCUUCUUCUUCAGAUCCAGAGAUGGCAAUGACAGGAAAUGCAUAUAUUCAUAGGUCAUUUUUAGCUUUGAAGUCAGAUCCGUUGAAAACAAGGUUUGAUUUGAUUCAUAAACAGGCACGUGAUCAUAUGAUGCUUGUUAAUGCAUAUGCUUCUUAUGCACGGAAACUGAAACUCGAUAAUUCACGGCAGCUUAAAAUGUAUGAUGAGUUGGCACAGAAUUUCACAGACAUGUUGUCUAAACCCGCUUAUCGUGCUGCUUUGUUUGAGACCGAAGGCUCUGUUGAUGAGGAUACCUUGAGGCAAUUUGAGAAGGAAGUGAAGGAUAAAGUAAAGACUGCAAGGGCAAUGAUUUCCGAAGCUAAAGAGUCAUAUGAUAACCAGUUGAAGAUUCAGAAGUUAAAGGACACCAUAUUUGCAGUUCACGAGCAGUUUCUCAAAGCUAAAAAGAAUGGUGCAAUGGCAAGCUACAUUUCUGCAAAAUCUGUGCCAAAAAGUUUGCAUUGCCUUGCAAUGAGGCUUGUUGGUGAGAGAAUUGCAAAUCCAGAUAAAUACAAGGACGAAGAGCCAAGACCUGAAUUUGAAGACCCAACCUUGUAUCAUUAUGCGAUAUCCUCCGAAAAUGUUAUUGCUGUAUCAGUCGUUGUGAAUUCACUGGUGAAGAAUGCUAAAGAGCCAUGGAAGCAUGUUUUUCAUGUGGUGACAGAUAGGAAAAUUGUUGCAGCAAUGAAGGUUUGGUUUAAGAUGAGACCUGCCGGAGGAGGAGCCCAUGUUGAAGUGAAAGCUGUGGAAGACUUUACAUUUUUGAAGCCAUCUUAUGUGCCGGUGCUUAGACAACUUGAAUCCGCAAAGUCACAAACACAUGACUCUGAGAAUCAGGCCGAGAAUGCCGCUAAAGAUUUGAACAGCUUGAAAUUUACAAUUUCCAAAGGCUUGUCAAUGUUGAGUCAUGUUCAUUUUUACUUGCCAGAGAUGUACCCUGACCUGCACCGUAUUGUGCUGUUGGAUGAUGAUGUUGUGGUUCAGAAGGAUUUGACUGAUCUAUGGAAUGUCGAUCUCGAUGGUAAGGUGAAUGGGGCUGUUGAGACAUGCUUUGGUUCCUUCCAUAGGUACUCGAAGUACUUGAACUUCACUCAUCCUUUAAUUAAGGAGAAUUUCAACCCCAAAGCGUGUGCAUGGGCAUAUGGGAUGAACAUUUUCGACUUGGAUGCUUGGAGGCGUGAGAAAUGCACAGAGCAGUACCAUUACUGGCAGAACUUGAAUGAAGACGGUUGCUUGUGGCAGUUAGGAACAUUACCGGCUGGCCUGGCUACAUUCUACUCAAAAACUAAGUCAUUGGACAAAUCCUGGCAUGUCCUUGGGCUUGGUUACAAUCCGAGCGUGAGCAUGGAUGAUAUUACCAAUGCAGCCGUCAUUCAUUUUAGUGGGAGCAUGAAGCCUUGGCUUGAUAUUGCAAUGAAUCAAUAUAAGGAGCUAUGGACGAAAUAUGUGGAUAACGACAUGGAGUUGCUGCGCAUGUGCAAUUUCGGCCUGUAGAUGCUUACAAUUUUCCUCUUUCGGCAGACAGGUAACUGGAAAGUGUUAUAUAGUCAACAGUUCAUCCGAGUUACUUUUACUCAUUAGAUCUGCUUGCGAGUUCCUCAGAAAAGUUUAGUUAUGCUAACACCAUUCUUUUUUACAUAUUGGUUUUAUAUUUUCUGUUUUGAUCCAUUGUUCAUGUUCCAUCAGCUACUAAGGUGCUCCUGUCGGGCUGUCGUGAAACACCCAACUCGGGUAUGUUAUAUCAGGAUGUAUUUUUUUCCUUAUACCAUUCAAGUGACUGGAUGGAAAUUAUACACUUGCUGUUACUAGUUCUUAAAUGUAUGUAUAGAUAACUUGAUUGAUUGAAAGUGGUUUACAUAAGUAUUCUCUUAAUGGGUUUUGGCCGUUAAGGAACCAAGAACGCAGUUUACUAGUUGGAGUAGCUCAUGAAUCCUUAGUGAUCCCCAGCCCCUUGGAUACAUCAUAUACAUUGGAAGAGCUUGGAAAUCCCCUUGUUUAUUACUUCUUUGUAGAUUUAUGAAAGUGUAGUUAUUUCCCUCUUAAGUGUGUGUAAGGCUUUGAUCGGCACAACGUGGCUUUACUGCUAUCUGUCUAUGAGUAGUUGUAGAUGUUGAAUACUAACCAUUUAAUAAGUAUUUAGUUGUGUAAAAAAAAAAAAAAAUUGUUUGUUGUGACGCGUAAUUAGCUGUAUAAAGAAAUAAUGUUGGGUAUAAGUAGCAUUAUACUUAUGGUAGUUGUAAUAUUUGUUGAGAAAAAAUAGUGAAAUUGUUUUGGAAAGCUAAAAGUAGCCUCAUACACUAUUUGAACAGCUAAUUUGCCGAUCAAUGUAUUUCUAAAUAGAGUUUUAAUCUAAUUAAAGCACUAACUAUUAAUUAAUAUCAGCCUUAGCCUCCAAAAACUAUUCUUUUAGAUAAUUAAUAUCAUGUAUCAAUGCUUCAAUAAACCAAUAUCCUCCCCCUUUGAAAACUAUACUACCUCAAAUAAAUUGAGGGGCUGAUUUAUUAGUUCAUAUAAACAACCCAAUUGUUACUUGGCAUCAAAUGUAAUUGAUUCUUUAUCAGAACAUGCCUUAUAUUAGUUUAUAUUAGUCUCUUGAGUUUGCUACUUAGAAGACAUCAACAACUAUAUUGAAAUGCCUUAAUUCUAACAGAUUGAGGUAAGUUCUAUGAAUGAAUAGAUUAUUUUCAAUUAUCGUCUAGCCAUUUAUUUUAAUUUUCUACCAUUAAAUCUUAUUGGACUUUCUUUCCUGUUGGCUGUUGGCUGUUGGCUGUUGGCUGUUGGCUGUUGGCUGUUGGGUGUUCCCUUGGAAAUAAUAGCUUUUAAUUUCUGCCUUUUGUUAACAUGUACCUCUUGUAAUGCACUUUCAGAAAUACUGUUAAAUAUAAUUGUUCAUUUAAUUGAUUUUGUAAUAUACUAAUAUCACCUGAAUUCAAUUCUUUGAAGAAUGCAUUAAUUCCCAUAACAUCACCAAACAGAAUAUCCCACAGGCCACAGCAUAUAAGAAAGAAUCUGUGGGUUCCCUCUUUCCUUUUGUUAAACUUUGCCACCCACACAUGUCUCCCAUCAUUAACAGUAGUUUUUCUUUUGUCCUUUAUUUCCUUUCUUCCCCCUCAUCAUCAUCUUCUUUUUCGAGUCGCCGCAUCCCACUAACAUAAACUAAUAAUUUAAAAAACAGAGUUACAGGUAGUGUCAUUAGCUAUUAAUUUUUGGUAAUUGGAAAUUUUAUAUCUUAUCUUUUAAAUUUCACUUUGAUUGUGAGCUAUUUAGUGGUAUUAGGGUAUUGGACUGCUAAAAUUAUCGAGAAUACUCACCAAGUUAAGGUUGCAUGUAUUCGAUUUCUCGUUAUAUUUCUAGAACGGAGCUACUUCACUUUGAGAUAAUGAUAUGUCGGCAAUUUUGUCAAAAAAUUAUGAAACAACUACUUUGUUCGUAUUAGGAGUUAAUCCCAUAUUUUUUUGGUAAAUGGAGCCAAUUCAAGGAGUAGGAGCCAGGGUUAUACUCCUUCCGUUUCUUUAAAUUUGUUACGGUACAUCUAAAGAACUCCUUUUUAAUUUGUGUUAAUCAAAACCUUUUCAAACUUAUUGUGGCAUCCUAAUCUUUAUUGCUUAAAACUAAAGGUCUGUUUGUAUGAAUCUGUUUUGUGGGGUCAUAGUGUUUUUGAUGUACACCGAUUUAUUGAAGCAUGCACAUAAAGCUAAUACCUGUUAAGACUUCAGUCAGCUGAUUUUGCAGACAUUUGCUGAAAUUGAUUGUUAUUAUUAAGGGUCAAUUUGAAACAAUUUCUUUA